Molecule: messenger RNA, 1830 nt
Organism: Sclerotinia borealis F-4128
Lineage: Eukaryota; Fungi; Ascomycota; Leotiomycetes; Helotiales; Sclerotiniaceae
Source: the annotation of a GenBank genome assembly
AUGGAAGGCGAAAGAAAUAACAAAAGGAACGCCAUGAUCCCACGUCCCGGUCUAGACCCAGAUAUCCCUCUGCCCUCCAUCGAAAGAAACGAUUCAGGACUACCAGAGAAUUCAACAACCCCGAUACCUCCUAACAGACAGCGGCUCCAGCAACGCGGUGGACUGAUAGGAAGCCGUCAGCAUCGAACGUCAACCACCUCUCAAAUCCCACCAGAGCUCCUCAGAGAGCGAAGAGGCUCCGAUGCCGCUUAUGCUGCGUCUCUCAGUCAUCUAUUAGGUCCAAUCAAUCCUCGUGGACAUCAACAACUGGCUCCUGCUAGAACACCAAGCCAAGGCCAGCCACCAGGAUCACAUCCACAAACAGUUGGUUCAAGCGGGCGUCCAAUGUCAAGAUACAUUAACACGCGGGUUCCAGAUCUCUUACCAGGUGCACCGCCUUUAUUCUCAAGGCAACACGCAUCAUCUUCCCAGCUACCUGAGCGAAAUACCACAUCUAGAGGUGGAUUAGAAGCUUACAGAUCCUCUUUAAAUCCUCGAAAUACACAGCAGCAGCCUUCAUCUUUCGUAGAGACUGCUUCUCGCUCAGAUUCUGCGCCCGUCUCAGCUCCGAACCUUCAGUAUUCGGGUCCUGUCAUUUAUAAUCCACUUAAAAUCGCUUUCGGUCCCAAUAAUGCAAUAAGUUAUGCAGCCGAGGCGCCACAUAACACACGAGAGCGUUUUCAGAGCAAAUCGAACGUGUUCACUCCCGGUCGUGAACCGUAUCUCUCCCAGCCUAGUAGCCAUCAACCUUUCAUUCAAACUCAUAAUGACUCUGGAGGAGCCCGAGACACAUCCACGGCGUCACAAGUAUUGGGAAGCACAGCUACUGGUCCAGGAAGCACCGCUCAAGACUCUUUCGGUGAUUUAGUUCCUGCUGCAAGAAAGAGAGGACGUCCCCAAGGUUCGAAAACAAAUAACACCAAGCUCAGGAGAAUGGAGCCCCCACCUCCACGAACAGCUCUUCCAGGUUCUGCAACAAGAACCCCUCUUCCAUCAUCUUCUGUUCCGGUCCCCCUAAGCCAACAACCCGCCGUAGCACGUUCAAGCCGUCAUGUAACCUUCAGCCUUGCCAAAAAUGCUUCUGUGAUGCUCAAUCCCUUCAGUAAGAUAGUUUCGGCCACAGUCAAGCUGAUCGCCGAUAAUGGACAAGUGUGGGAGUACAAAUACCCAGGUAUCCGACGUAACUGGAAGAAAGGACCAAGCGGAAAGGCCACUGUCGCAAAGCUCAAUGACUGGACGAACUCAAUCUUGCGUCGAAGACUUCCUGACAAUUUCCCUGCCGCUGCAAGAAAGACAUCAAACUCUACUCCACCCAAGCCAAAGGCCGAUAAAUGGACAGAAUGGGAGAGAGCAUUCCUGGAGGCACAUAUCAUGGAUGCUGUUAGAGAAAAGAAGGGAAAUCUCGAUGCAGAGGAUUGGAAGGUUGUUGCAGAUGCUCAGAAUGAUGAGUUUCUCGACUAUAAGAGGCUCCCUGGCUUACCUUUGGCUCAAUUAAUCUCACGCACCUUCACAAUUGACAAUAUUCCUGUGGUUAGAGGUGGUGGCUUCACCAAGAUCGAGGGGUACUUUCCCGAGCGUUCGAGCUCUGAGAUUCAAAGUAUACUGUAUAGUUGGCCUGAUAUUCAGGAGAAGAUCAAGGAGGAGGUCAAGAAGAACCGUGGAAAGGUGCCAGCUUUCCUGGACUGUGACACUGAUAUUAGUGACUCAGAAACUAGCUCAGAUGAUGAGAGUGGAACCAAGGAUACAAUCAUAGUUGAUACUGGUAGGAAGGUGCUAAGUCCUGAGAAAUAG